This is a messenger RNA of Mollisia scopiformis, 1747 nucleotides long. Its product is annotated as MFS multidrug transporter. The record is from RefSeq and is a predicted model, not a curated record. Bases 1 to 1638 code for a protein of 545 amino acids. Gene Ontology annotation, molecular function: transmembrane transporter activity. Lineage: Eukaryota; Fungi; Ascomycota; Leotiomycetes; Helotiales; Mollisiaceae. Gene Ontology annotation, biological process: transmembrane transport. The transcript has 4 exons.
AUGAACGACAAAGCUUCUACUUUCCUAAUUGUAGAAUUGGAGCAGGGUCAUGAUCUAAGUCACUCGUCUCUCUCCUCCGUCCGUCUGACAGAUUCUUCAAUUCAAAAUACAAGUCGCAUUAUCUUAGAAAGAUUAGGACUACGAGUCGUCGAAGAUGGAUAUGUCAAGUGGCGAGAGGAUGCGUCUCUUCACCCAAGAAAUUGGAGCACGUCUCGAAAAGCAUUCGACAUACUUUUGGUGUUAAUGCUGGAUCUCUUUACGUUGGUGUCCGUUUUCCUCCUUUGGUACAUUGCUGACCACAUAUGCAGUACUGCAGUUAGCUCUUCGGGGCCUUCAGUUGCUGAAGUAGCCAGGUUGGAAUUUGGUCUCAGUCGAACAGUCUGUCUUCUUGGAUUUGGCAGCAUGUAUCAAUUUGGCCAAGCCUUUGGUGGGGUAGUCUUUCCUCCUUACUCGGAAGCUUUUGGAAGAAAAUCAGUCUAUCUCUCAGCGUCGGUCGUCUAUUGCUUGUCAUGCAUAAUUGUCGCCUGCGUUCCCUCCAUCUCUGGUCCAUUUGUAGGACGUUUUAUCUCUGGCUUCGUGUCGGCUGUACCUUCUAUCAUCGUAUCUGGAAGUAUUGAAGACAUGUUUAAUAUGCAACAACGCAUCUCGAUGAUGUACAUCUGGGCAUGUGCUACCACGGGUGGUUUGUUUCUUGGACCUAUCUAUGGAACAUACAUUUCUCACAGCCUUGGAUGGCGUUGGGUAUUUUACCUUGCAAGCAUUAUUAUGGGAGGUUUCACACUCCUCCUGUUCUUCAUACGGGAGAGUCGACCAAGUCAAUUACUUUCCAGACAGCUUGCUUUACUCCACGAUCAGACUGGCUCUACCCACUUUCGCAUCUUCAACCCUGACCACACUCCUGAUCUAAGGACGUUUGCUAAAGUUGCAUUGACAAGACCGAUCCGUCUAUUCUGUACCGAACCGAUCGUGUUUGUCGUCGCAAUCAUGAGCUCUGUUGGCUGGGCUCUCAUCUACUUCUUCACGGAAGCUCUACCAAUCAUCUACUCCAACUUCAACCUCUCUCCCGACCAGUCCUCGCUCAUGUUCCUUGCCAUGGGUGUCGGAAUUUCCAUCGGGAUCCUGCCUCGUAUCCAUGAUUGGAGAAAAUUGAAGCAGAGAAUUGUUGAUCAAAAGCCUCUCCAUCCUGAAGACAAGCUCAUUGGGUUCAGCUUCGCAGCACCAAGUCUGGCAUUCGGGCUGUGGUGGCUAUCACUGACUGUCCCACCGAGAUCACACUUCCAUUGGUCUGUUACCGUCGUCGGCCUCAUACCAAUUGGCUUCGCUACCAAUGAAUUCGCGUGUACUCUGUCCGGUUAUCUUGGUGACACUUACACGAUUUACGCAUCGUCUGCUUUUGCUGCUAUGUCAUUUCUCCGAGCAAUACUUGGUGGGGUAUUUCCCCUGUUUGGACGACCGAUGUACGUCUCCUUGGGCUCCAAUACCGCGACCAUGAUUAUUGCAUCAUUGGCCACUGUGUUUUGUGCUACACCGAUUCUGUUCACGAGAUAUGGGAGAGCUAUUAGGAAAAGAAGCAAGUUUGCCAGCUACAGUUUGGAGGUCAACAAUGAAACGCAGAUCCACGCCGACAACAUUGAAUAAAUAGGUUGUGUAAAUAUUUGUGGAGUCAUUAUUUGGUUUUGAUUCGUAUGCAUAUGUUUUGGUGUUCGAGGGUGGAGUUUUGAGGAUUCGAAAAAUACCUUUAUGCUGC